This is a messenger RNA of Saxophila tyrrhenica, 300 nucleotides long. RefSeq lists its product as uncharacterized. The transcript is spliced from 2 exons. Bases 1 to 300 code for a protein of 99 amino acids. The record is from RefSeq and is a predicted model, not a curated record. NCBI's taxonomy places the organism in Eukaryota, Fungi, Ascomycota, Dothideomycetes, Mycosphaerellales, Extremaceae.
AUGGCCGCCAACGGCGAUACACAACCUACGGUCUCUUCGAAUGGCGUCUCCGCCGCCAGCCCAUCCCAGCGGGAAACCGCGUGGACGCCACCUGCAGCAUACGAGCCGCCAAAGCCAUCGAAGAUGGCCGAGGAACGGCUCAUAGCUUCUGUUGCACGAUUCAAGAGGGACCUGGAGCUCCGUGAGCAAGCCGCUGCAGAAGCAAAGGCGGCGGCUGCUCGAGCACAACAAGAAGCCGCAUCGACCACAAGUCAACAGCCUGGACGGACAGGCCAGGACGAGGAAGCAAAGAAUUCAUGA